UCCGCCUCCGCCGCCCCCCCCCCCCCAAUCCUCUCUCGCGUCGACCGCCCCGCACCCCCCGAAAGAAGCGGAAAUUACAGACGAGUCCACAAACGCACGGAUCGAUCCCCAAUCGCGCCGCGGAAUCACGGCCGGAUCGAAGACACAGCCGCGAUGGGCAUCUCCAGCAUGCCGGCGCCCAAGGAGAGCCUCCUGAUCUACCUGCUCUUCAACGCGGUGGUCUCGAUCGCCGCCCUGGCAGGCCUGCUUAGAUCGGUGCUCGUGUUCCUCGGCCUGCCGGCGCCGCCGCCGCUGCUGUCCGGGGAGGACGGCGAGAGCGACCACCACCACCAGCAGCAGCUCGCGGCGGGGCCCAGCCUGGCGGAGAGGUUCAGGAGCAGGUUCCGCCCGGCGCGCUUCGGCCGGAGGCGUGGCGGCGCCGCGGCGGCGGCGCCCGACUGCCGCGUCUGCCUGGUCCGGUUCGAGGCGGAGGCCGUGGUGAACCGCCUCCCCUGCGGUCACCUCUUCCACCGCGCCUGCCUCGAGACCUGGCUCGACUACGACCACGCCACGUGCCCGCUCUGCCGCUCCCGCCUCCUCCCGCCCGCCGCCGCCGACGACUCGCGGUCGCCGCCGGCCCCCGGCCUGGCCUGGAUUUAGACACAGAUUUCGCUCGUCGCCCCCGGCUAUGUGCUCGCUCCGUGUGGCCUUCCGUGUGCGCGUAGAAAUUUAGGUCUUAGCCUCUGUUCCUUUUCCUCUCCUCUUUCCCCCACCCCCCCCGGGCCAUUUCUCUUUUUAAUUUCGUUUCUGUACGCCUCAUGCCAUCGCUGUACCGUGUAAAUAUUUUUCAGCAGAGAGUGCUCCUACGGGUGUAGCGCUUUGUGAGCUUUGUGUACAGGCCUUUUUUCUCGAGAUGAAAAUGACUGAAAAAGUAUUCUAAACCCCAAAA
This is a messenger RNA of Brachypodium distachyon (stiff brome), 928 nucleotides long. RefSeq names its product probable E3 ubiquitin-protein ligase XERICO. NCBI's taxonomy places the organism in Eukaryota, Viridiplantae, Streptophyta, Magnoliopsida, Poales, Poaceae. Gene Ontology annotation, molecular function: zinc ion binding. The record is from RefSeq and is a predicted model, not a curated record. The transcript has a single exon. The coding region runs from base 154 to 639 and encodes 161 amino acids.